Messenger RNA from Gadus morhua (Atlantic cod), 2025 nucleotides. Its product is annotated as cytosolic sulfotransferase 3. The transcript is spliced from 8 exons. Gene Ontology annotation, molecular function: sulfotransferase activity. Lineage: Eukaryota; Metazoa; Chordata; Actinopteri; Gadiformes; Gadidae. The record is from RefSeq and is a predicted model, not a curated record. The coding region runs from base 115 to 1023 and encodes 302 amino acids.
AUGAUUAACAGAAUCACUCGCAUUAUGACCGUUGUGAAAUCAAAAGAGGGAAAGCAGGAGAUAUAAAGAUCAGAACCCACACACCACAGAGGGAGUAAACUCUGCCGAGAAGCAAUGGCAGCCGACAUGCCUGCAGACAAGAAAACGAUGCCACCUCGGCCUGAUCUAUUGGAUUUCCAUGGAGUCUCAAUGACUCAUUAUUUCACAGACAACUGGGAGAAAAUUCAAAACUUCCAAGCCAGACCAGAUGAUAUCCUCAUUGCAACAUACCCAAAAGCAGGAACGACAUGGGUCUCCUACAUUCUUGAUCUCCUGUACUUUUCUCAGAAAAAGCCAGAUCGUCAGACAUCCAACCCUAUUUAUGAGAGAGUACCUUUCCUGGAGAUUAUGAUCCCAAACCAUCCUUCUGGAACCGAUCUGGCAGACAGUCUGGAUUCUUCUCCUCGUCUCAUCAAAACUCACCUCCCCAUCCAGAUGAUUCCCAAGUCCUUUUGGGAAAAGAAAUGCAGGGUAGUGUAUGUGGCCCGUAAUGCUAAAGACAAUGCAGUGUCUUUUUUUCACUUUGACCGCAUGACCUACGUCCAACCAGAGCCAGGAGACUGGAACAGCUUCCUACAGAGAUUCAUGGAUGGAAAGAUGGUAUUUGGAUCCUGGUAUGAUCAUGUGACUGGCUGGUGGGAGAGGAAACAGUCCCAUCCUAAAAUCCACUACAUGUUCUUUGAAGAUAUGGUUGAGGACACUGGACGAGAGAUAGACAAGUUGAGCUCAUUUCUCGGUUCAAAUUCGACAGCCGCAGCGAAGGAACAGAUCAGACAUCUAGUGCAGUUUGAUAACAUGAAGAAAAAUGACAUGGCCAACUACUCAUCAUUUGAAACAAUGGACUUUAAGAUCUCUCCCUUCAUGAGAAAAGGGAAGGUUGGCGACUGGAAAAACCACUUCACCGUAACCCAGAAUGAACAGUUUGAUGAAGACUAUAAGAAGAAGAUGAAGAAUACCACGCUGCAGUUCCGCACUGUAGUCUGAAGUCUGGCCAGUCUACUCUUGCAUCAUGAUUAAACCUGAGUGACAGAGGAGGAUAUGUAUGAUAUUUCUACAAGGACGAAGAUUUAAUGUGUCUUGUUGGCCUUUAUAUAUUCCUAAUCAUAAUCUUCAUUCACAGUAAGUGUAUUUGUCAAAAAUGAAAACAUCCGCCCUCAACAAUAAUAUUUGUCAUAUCAAAUGAAUAUAAAAAUAUGUGACAUUGUUUUUAAUUACAUACUGUGCUCUUUGUGUAUAAAAUAAUUAAUAUAAAUUAAAUUAUACUCAGAAUAAAGCAUACAGUAAUCUGUAACAAUGUCGGUGGCUACACUCCACCAAGGUGGCUUUUCUGAGCUCCUCCAACUAAAAGGACACAGGGCGGUGUUGUUGAAAGCUGGUUUAUGUACGGUUUGCAGAUAAUCAAAAAUGACACUGGUGCUCCAUGUUGUCAUGCAGGAGACCUUUCCUUGAGUGUCUAUGGAGAUGUCUGGUUUAACAUGUAUUCAGCCUUACCCAGCCUCAAAGUCAAAUCAGACUCAGUCCAGGAGAGUCCAACGUCUAUAUUUGUUAACAUUAUUGAUCCUGGUAUAUUAUUCAACCGGUAGGGAGGUAGAUGUCCUUUUCUCAAAGGCAGAAGAUAAUAUAAUGACCAUUAUUUUUGUUAAACCUACAUUGUGAUACAUCUUUACCAUACUGAUAAGCUCUGUCUAAACAAUGUUGAAGUAGAAAGUUUCCAAGAACAAAUCAUCCAUCAACAAGUUCCUUCAUGUUUUUUUUUUCUGUAUAUAUAAAUCGAUUUUGGGUUACAGCUUCAAAGAUAAACGACAUGGACUGGAUACCUUUUCCCCUCUCACCCUCAUCUUUCCCCGCAAACUUACGCACUAGAUUUUGUUCAACCCUUUUAAAAUACUCUUAUACUUCACCCGUACACUUUAAAAUAUAAGCUGCUCUGAACACUUUAUAUACAGUAUACCCAUACACAUGAAAUAAAGUAAAUUUUGCAAUUUG